UUGCUACUUCUGAAUAAUUUGAGGGUGGUAGAUUAGAACAGUUCCAAAAAAGCUUUGAGAAAAAUGGGAACUGGGGGAGAGAUCAAGAAGAACAAAUUGAGAGAGAGCCCUGUGAGAACAUUUAGCUUCCCUAUAGUAGAUCCUCAAGAGGAAGUGAGGAAGUCUUUUAGGAAGCUUGUGAAAAAUUUUGCUGGGUGGCAUAAAAAUAUGAGAAAUUGUCCAGAGCAAAAUGUCAUGGUGGCACCAGCUUGUUAUGUUCAAGAAGAAAAUGUUUGUGACUAUGUCUUCUGUUCUGCAUCCUUAACCUCACAUUUUCCUCCAUUAGCAUGCACUUCUGCCAGCAGCACUUCUUCAGUAAUUACAGUCAUACCUCGGUUUAAGUACGCCUCGGUUUGAGUAUUUUCAGUUUAAGUACUCCGUGGACCUGUCUGGAAUGGAUUAAUCCACUUUCCAUUACUUUCAAUGGGAAAGUUCGCUUCAGGUUAGGUUCGCCUCAGGUUAAGUACGGACUGCCGGAACCAAUUACACUCAUAUCUCGGGUUAAGUAUGCUUCAGGUUGAGUACUCUGCGGACCCAUUCUGAACAUAUUAAUCCACUUUCCAUUACUUUCAAUGGGAAAGUUCGCUUCAGGUUAAGUACACUUCAGUUUAAGUACUCCACAGACUGUCUGGAACGGAUUAAUCCACUUUCCAUUACUUUCAAUGGGAAAGUUCGCUUCAGGUUAAGUACAGACUUCCGGUACCACUGUACUAGGCCUGGGCGAUAUAUCGAUAUAUCGUCCAAAACCAGUUUGAAGGCCAUAUCAUGCCCUCAGCUGCAGUGGGGGACCAUUGUCUCAUUGGCAGUGUUGAAAUAAGCAGUUAAUUCAGUUGGCUUCGAUACAUGGAGUGGAGGGGGAAGCCAUCUUGUUCUUCGCAUUAGGCCACAAAAUGCCUUUGCCCAAUCCUGUCUUAUAGUCCUGUUAGGAUUGCUUCCAUCAAUGCAAGAGAUUCUUAGACCAGCAGGAGCAGAGGAAUGAAGUGCAGGAAGAGGAAUGCUGGCUGAGACAAGACUAGCCUGUGGGGAGAUUUUCUACAGGGAAAGGCAAAAUCCAGGGCCAAAUUGCACAAACUCCAUUGCAUUAUACUUUUCUCCCUGACAGUUUUAUCUAAAGUUGAAAAGCAGCUUUUAAAAACGAAGGGCGGUUGGGAGAAUGUCCUGCACAGCAAAAAAAGACAUGGGAGCUAUUUACUUUUCUCCUUUGUGCUAUUUUUUCCCAGUCGGGGAAGCCCAGCUGUUUUUCUCCUUAUGGGGGUGGGGAACAAGUGGGGGGGGGGCUGUUCUUUUUCACCUGUGUGAUGAAAAGCAGCUGGGAGACAAAUUUAUGGCAUGGGGAACAGCCCAAAGGGAAUGAACAUCUUAUCAAUCAAUCAAUCACCAAUCAUUUUAUUGUGUGCCACCUUUCCAAAGUUAAAACCAUGUUCAAGGCAGCUUAACAACAUAUAAAAAAAUUACAUAACUGCAAACAGUAGUCAUUAACAAUAAACACAACAAACAAAGUUGAUGCUCUGCUCAAAACUGUAGUCUCCUAUAGAUCUCUUUCAGUCAACACAAAACAUCAGAGGUGAGAUUAUAUAUGGCUGCUUGUUAACUUGUCAUUUGGCCCUUAAGAGAAUUGGCUAUGAGAACAAAUCCCAAGUCUAUAUUGAAAUGGAAUAAUGAAGGAAUAGAGCCAACUUUGUUCACCGCCCAGCUAGCAUGGACAAUGGUCAAGCAUGAUGGGAGCUGUAGUCCAGCAACAUUUGAGGAGCCACAGGUUAGCCACUCACGAACAUAACCUUUACUCUGAAGGGAAGAGGAGUCAUUUUGUGGCUAGGGUUGUGGAUGGUGGCCACAGGAUGAAGCAUCUUGGGUUGUUCUGGUAGCACUAUGUGCCUGAAGUGACAAAAUUUGCUGUACUUGGGACUUUUGCUCUCUGAGUUGUUCCGCUGUUUCUAGGCGGGGUUGGGGCUGGUGCCAACAUACAGUAACUUGGAAGUACUUGGCGCCUGAUCUGAGACACAAAUGUGACCACAGACCAAGGGAUAUAUGCUUCCCUCAGCCUUUCACCUACAUUUACUUCCCCAUGGGGCUAUGCUGUUCAUUCUAGUUGCACUUUUGAGAGGAAGGCUUCCUAACAUUCUGGACAUUUUGCCUCUGGGGCUGGCACUGUCAACAACUUGGCAAGGCAGUGGUCUCAAACUUUCCAGUUUACAGGUACUCUUAAUGCAACAUUACUGAACUGCAGUAAAUGUAAUCAAAUCUGAUUGCUGGUGGAAUUCUCAACAGCAGGGUGGGGAGCAUUAGUGUUGCAUAUUCUUAUUCUAUUGCUCUCAGUGUGGCAGGUUGCAUCUCUUGGUAGGACCUGGCAACUCUCCUGUAGGAUGAGCCAACUGCUGCCAUCUGAGAUCUGCGCCCGAGUGAGAGACUUGAGAGAUCUUGAUUUGUCCUGGUUAGGCAGAUAGAUCUUGAUUAGAUGAAAACGGUUUGAAUCUUCUGCAAGCUUUUUUUGACCCCUACAAUAGGGUGUAUGCUGUUGCUGUUGACAAAGUUACUGAUAAUUUAGAAUAAAAGAAUCAUACUUAAGGGCUGUUCUAUAUCCAUAUGUGCUGAUUUUAAACUCAUUAGUGGCCAGCCUGAAAAAGCAAAACAAAUCCUGACUGUUCAUUUGAUUUGAUUCUGAGAAUUGCAGAUUUUAGGCAAAGUAAACAGUUAAACAUUUUAGUUAGGCAUUGGUCUCUGUCGCUGAAUGCUUUAAAUUUUAAAAUUAAUUGUAUAUUUUCAUUUUCAGUGUACGUUAGACUAGUCUAAUUCUGGUCAUUGUUUUACAGAUUAAAAAUAUGAAAAGGGGUCUCUAACAUGGAUUCUAUAACUGGAGAACAAGCUUACACAACCUGGUACCCUCCAGACAUUUUGGACUACAAUUCCCAUCAGCCCCAACCUGCAUGGCUGUGCUGACUAGGACUGAUGGGAGUUAUAGUCCAAAACAUCUGAAGGCCACCAGGCUAAGCAAAGCUGCUCCAGCAAUACAGCAAUUUAUUAUUAUUUUUGCAUUGCCUUCCCAUCUCUGUGAGCUGGAUUUUCGGUGUACUCUCUUUCUGAACCAGCAAAAACAUUUUGCAGGUUUUGCAUUUGUCUGUUGCCCAUCACAGCCUCACUGUCAGGCUGCACAUUAGAUCUGCCAGCACCAUGCCACACAUCUCUGCGCUGAAGAAGUGUCAUGCUACAAGUGCAUGGAACACAGGGGAUGCGGGGUGCUAAAUAACACUUGAUUUUUUUUCUUCUUAUUUCACGACAAUGCCUUCCAAUUGAAAUAACAAAUACCUCUUGUUUCAGAUACGACAGCUGCGGAGCACUCCAAAUUUUGGAAAUUUGGGGCUGGCAACCCUAGUUACGCAUGAACAAACGACAACUGCUUGCGGAGCCACAAAAGGGCCUUCUCAGUUUUGUGAGGAUAUUGUAACUCUGGAUUCAAAUGUCUUAAGCUUCGCGAUAAUCAUGCUUUAGAGACAAGAAGGACAUGAGGAGCCCCACAAGGGCAACCAUCAUGGGUCCCACACAGCUCAUGGCACAGAAUCAUGGGAAGACAGCAUGUGUAUUUGGCAUGGAGGAGAAAGGGUUUGCACUUUUCCAUGGCUCAGAGAUCCCACCUGAGCACAUAGAAAACCCCCCUCUGAAACGGAAGAAGGGGCCAGCCCCCAAGAUGCUUGGCAACGAGGUGUGCAGAGUGUGUGGGGACAAGGCCUCAGGCUUCCACUACAAUGUCCUCAGCUGCGAGGGCUGCAAGGGCUUUUUCCGACGCAGCGUCAUCAAGGGUGCCCAGUAUGUUUGCAAGAACGGCGGCAGGUGUGAGAUGGACAUGUACAUGCGGCGAAAGUGUCAGGAGUGCCGGUUGCGCAAAUGCCACGAGGCAGGCAUGCGAGAGCAAUGUGUUCUCUCUGAAGAACAAAUCCAGCUGAAGAAGCUUAAGAAGCAGGAAGACGACCAGUCUCGGAUGGUAGUUGUGCGCCAGAGCUCAAUAUCCCCCCCGAACACCCCUCCUAAAAUGACACCGGAGCAGCUUGACAUGAUAGAAAAGCUUGUGGCAGCUCAGCAGCAGUGUAAUCAGCGCUCAUUCACCGACAGGCUCAAAGUGACGCCGUGGCCUCAGAUUUCCGAUCCUCUUCACCGCGAAGCACGGCAGCAGCGUUUUGCUCAUUUUACGGAGCUGGCAAUCAUUUCUGUACAGGAGAUUGUGGACUUUGCGAAGCAGUUGCCAGGUUUCCUGGAGCUCACCAGGGAAGACCAGAUUGCUCUUCUGAAGACGUCUACAAUAGAGGUGAUGCUGUUGGAGUCAUCUCGGCGCUACAAUCCAGAAACAGAAUGCAUCACGUUUUUGAAGGACUUGAGUUAUAAUCGGGAUGACUUUGCCAAAGCUGACCGGCCAAACGUUCAAGACCAGCCCCUGGUGGAAAGGUUGCAGCAUACCUAUGUAGAAGCCCUUCAUUCUUACAUUUGCAUCCACAGACCAAACGAUCAUCUAAUGUUCCCACGGAUGUUAAUGAAACUGGUCAGUCUUCGGACUCUAAGUAGCGUCCAUUCUGAACAGGUGUUUGCUCUUCGACUGCAGGACAAGAAGCUGCCACCCCUUCUUUCAGAGAUCUGGGAUGUCAAUGAAUGACCACAAUGUCCCCGUGCACCAGCUAGCUGAAGCAACCCCAUCCUUGACUGUUGCUAACAAGAAGCUGUCCUCCCUUCUCCAAAACACUGAAGCUCAGUGCAGAGGGCUAUGGUCUUGUGGUUUCCUUGUUCUGAAACAGUGCAGAAGGCAAUUGAGAUGGACCAGUUAAUGGUUGAGUCUUUGGUUUUAAUGCCUUCCAGAAAUGGAACAACUGAAACACCUCAACGUAGUAGAGAUGAUGAACCCACCCUAAUAAUUUCUCCAGUGGCUCUCCUUCUUCAGGCACUUAUCCUGUGUUUAAUUUCAAGGACCUGUCAUACACCCACCCAUACCCCUCAGGAGUUUCAGAGGCAUGCCCCCAUUAUGUAUCCAGUUCGUUUAGUUUACUGGGAGUUGUCUGGACUGAAUAUUCUAAAUGCAUUUUCUCAUUCAUAUAGACAUUUCUGGCAAUCUCAUGAGUAGUUUUUGGUUCUCGGUGGAUUUUUUCUCUCUGCAACCUGUAACCAUAAUGCAAUUUUGUCGACUUUUUUCAAAGGGGCUCUGAAGGUUGGAAGGGUAGCUGUAUCAUAGAAAACUCAAUGAUAUUUCCUUUCCCAACUCCUAUCUCCCCCC
This is a messenger RNA of Zootoca vivipara (common lizard), 5290 nucleotides long. The record is from RefSeq and is a predicted model, not a curated record. Lineage: Eukaryota; Metazoa; Chordata; Lepidosauria; Squamata; Lacertidae.